Messenger RNA from Brenthis ino (lesser marbled fritillary), 1437 nucleotides. Lineage: Eukaryota; Metazoa; Arthropoda; Insecta; Lepidoptera; Nymphalidae. The record is from the annotation of a GenBank genome assembly.
AUGAAGUGUUGCGUUAUUGGAUGUAAAAGUUAUACAGAUGAUCGAAAUAAUGUUGACGGAAACAAAGUAUCGUUUCACUCAUUUCCCUCUGAUGUUAUUUUAAGAAACCAAUGGGUUCAUUCUAUCAAUCGCGAAGGGUGGACACCAUCUAAGUACAGCAAAAUAUGUUCUCUUCACUUCGAUAAAGAAGACAUCAUAAAAACAAACAAAGGCUACAAAAAAAUACGAGAAGGUGCUUACCCAAAAGUUCCAGAAAAGAUAUCAUCAUUUAUUGAAAUUAUUGUUCAUAUUUCUAACCAAAAUCAAAUACCUGGACCAUCCAACAAGCAAGAUUUGAAUGAAUUUUUAGUGCUUAAAGAUACGCCCAGAAAAAUACUCUUAAAAGAAGAAAUGUCGCGAUUAAAAAUAAUUGACAAAAAUAGAUUAAUUAAAUUACGGCGACUGAGACAAAAUCUUCGGCGUUUGAAGAAAAAGGUGAUGACAAUGGAAUCGUUGAUCACCGAAUUAAAACAAAAGAACUUAUUAAAAGAGGAAGAUGCGGAUAUACUAAAAUCAAUGAAUGUCAAAGUGAGGGAAAUUGUUACACGUACCAUGUAUCUUUACUCCCGUUUAGUAGAAAUUGAAAAAAAAUUGUCAUACCUAACAACUCACAAAUUGUCCCAAGAUCAUUUAGAACUGUUUUUCGGCAUCAUAAGAGCACACGGACGAGCUAAUAACAAUCCAACAGCCCGCCAGUUCAAAUCGGCAUAUAAAAAAAAUCUGGUGCAAUCGGAGUUAAAGGACUCUUUCAGCGGAAAUUGCAUUCCUUUGGAGGACUUACACAUCCUAAAUAUGACUUCCAUAGAAAAAAUUAAUAUAACUGCUGACAGAUGUCGAAUGCCAGAAGAAGGAAUGAAUUUAGAGGAGCCUAUUCCUGAAGAUAUAUUAAUAGAAUUUGAUGAAAUGUUGAACAACACAUGUCAAAACAUGUUGCGUCGACAAGUAAUCAGUUACAUCAGUGGAUAUGUUGUCAGGUACAUCACGAAAAAGUUGAAAUGUGAAACGUGUCUCAAUUCGCUCUACACGUGUGAUUACACAGAGGAUCAUCUUUUAAUUAAAACGAAAAAUAAAGGGGGCCUAAUUUUUCCAUCGUAUGACGUGAUUAACAUUUGUAUUCGGACGGAAUGCAGUAUAAGAACAUUGAAUGCACAUGAGACAGUGAGGAAUAAACACAAAGUUGUAUCUCAUGCUAUGAAAACACUGAUCGGAGAGAACUGUUUCUCAUCACUAGACAACCAUAUGAAAGAACAACCACCUUUAUAUAACCACAUCACGCAACUUUGUAAAGGAAUUUGCGAAAAAUAUGUAGAUAUCCGUUUCAGGCAUGUUGCAACUUCGAAAAAUAGUAGGAUCACAAAACGCCAACAUUUUAACAAGACGGUUCUGUUCACAGGAGAU